UGUCAUCUCUGUGGUUUUAGUUCUCCACUUAGAGUAAACGACAUAUAAUUUCAGUUACAGAUUUGCUUAAAAAAUACCAGCAUUGUCUAAAUCUACUUGCUUUACAUUAUUGGUCGUUUGCACCCUAAGAGCAAAUAUAUGCACAAAGAAAUUUUAGUGUUAAAGGACUAAAUAUCUGAAACACCAAUUUUCUUUUGACUACAUCUUGGCAAGGUGACCAAAUAGGAAGAUGAAGACAAAGAGACAUAGUAAGCUACACUUUGCCCUCCCUGUCACAAUAAUCUUUUCUUUGUGUCUGCAAGCAAGUGCAAACCAUACUGAUUAUCCUAGGGUUGUAAAUGAAACCUGGAAUCCUAUCAGCCAAAACCUAAGCGGAAGCCAGAAUAUAGUGGAAGCCAAUACAAAUUCUCCUCUGAGCACCAAUUUCAGCAGCAAAAUGACUACUUCCAAAAUGCAGACAAGUACCCUGCAAUCCUUAUCCUCCACAAUGGCCCGAAAUCCAACAUCUUCCCCUGCCAGAAGUGCUGUUUCUGCCACUGCAGGACCUAGGAAUACCAGCAAACCCAAGAGUACAAUGACAAAAGAAACAUGUGAAUACAAUAAGUCUCUUAUACUGAUUUGCUUCAUUAUAAUAGCAGUACUCGUGCUUAUCUGCACCUUCUUAUUUCUGUCGACAGUCGUAAUAGCAAACAAAAUGUCAUAUCUCAAAAAAACUCAGCAAGGAAAACGUAGGCCCAGGAGCAAUGGUGAUAUUCUGGCGACUAACAGUUUAUGGCCAACUGCAGCAGGAACGUGGCAGAGGAUGCCUAAGGAGACAACUGGAACUGACUCGACAAUGGAAGACUUAAUAUCAGGGAGAGAUGCUGCAAUCCAAAGGAAAACCAAAGAUGAAACUACCGAGAAACUCACUAAGGAAAUAGAUAAUGAACAGGAAAACAAAGAACCAUCAAAGUCACACAAACCCAUUUUAACAAAUUUUGUAGUUGAGAUUUAAUUCAUACUCAGGUAAAAACUCAUCUGUUGCCUUUAUGUCAUUAAUAUAAGGCAAAAACUUAGCUUUCAAGUAAGAAGAAGAAUUCUAACACAGGAAAACUAAAUUCAAAUCUUAACAUUUUUCCUUUUAUGAUAGUGGGAAUGCUAUAGCAACUUGUAGAUCUAGAAGGGAGCAAGAUUGUAUUAAACAGCUUUCUAUAGUGUCAAGACCGGUUUUACUCCUUUGACCAGAAAUCAUGGUGACAGGGGCUGAAUGGGAUAAAACAAAAGGACAGAAGUCUGCCCACUCUCAAAGAUCAUUAGGGGGAAAAAAAGGAAAGGACUGUUAGUCUAAUAUACCAUGCCAUAAGGUGCUACACAGGUAUAACCAAGUUGCUUUUUUAAGAAAACCGUAAUUCAGUCACAACUUUGUUGCAAUUACUGAAUCAGGAACUAGUCCCUCUCAAAAUGCCCUUUCAGGUUUUUCCAACACAAACUUCUUAAAGCAGCUUAAUUGCUUUCGAACCAGAUAGAGAUUUGAAUCAUAUUUAUUAUGUUUCAACUUUGUGUAUGAAUAUAUGAAAGUUUGUAUUAUAUGUUAGAAUAUGAAAACAGUUUCAAUUUGUUACCUCCAAUAAACUAGCAACUUCAGUUUUCAAAUAAUGUGACUUCUGUGAUACUAUUUCUCUAACUCAAAAUAUUACA
Messenger RNA from Harpia harpyja (harpy eagle), 1677 nucleotides. RefSeq names its product ecotropic viral integration site 2A (gene EVI2A). The transcript is spliced from 2 exons. NCBI's taxonomy places the organism in Eukaryota, Metazoa, Chordata, Aves, Accipitriformes, Accipitridae. Gene Ontology annotation, cellular component: membrane. The record is from RefSeq and is a predicted model, not a curated record. The coding region runs from base 230 to 994 and encodes 254 amino acids.